Messenger RNA from Triticum aestivum (bread wheat), 2674 nucleotides. Its product is annotated as ubiquitin thioesterase OTUB1. Gene Ontology annotation, molecular function: ubiquitin binding; cysteine-type deubiquitinase activity. The transcript is spliced from 9 exons. Gene Ontology annotation, cellular component: nucleus. NCBI's taxonomy places the organism in Eukaryota, Viridiplantae, Streptophyta, Magnoliopsida, Poales, Poaceae. The record is from RefSeq and is a predicted model, not a curated record. The coding region runs from base 1337 to 2350 and encodes 337 amino acids. Gene Ontology annotation, biological process: protein K48-linked deubiquitination.
UUCUCCCAUUUUCCAUCCGGCACCCUCCACAAGUUUCUUCUCCACGCCCCCCGCGAGUUAGCGGAAUUGCCACGCGACUCCUCCCGCCGCGACCGCGAUGGAGCCACCCGCACCCGGUUCACAACCACCGGUCGAGGAGGACCGCGUCGACGAACCGGACUCCUCCAAUGGGGAUGGGGCCCCGAGCGCUGCUGCGCCGCCACCUCCCCUCCACCUCGAGCAGGCCGGAGGCGGCGCCGAUGGGUCGAGCCCCGCCACGGUGGUCGACCCCCGGAAGGGCAAGGGAAUCGCCACCACUCCUUCUCCUCCGAGCUCCACGAGCAGCAGCAGCUCCUCCGAGCUCCGCGAGCAGCAGCAGCUCCUCGACAACGCCAUCGCCGCGACGCUCAGAGCCGGGCCCUUAGGCGGCAUGGAGUCGACCUCGGCGGCGGGCGGCAGGGAGUCGACCUCCACAGCGGAUGGCAGGGCGCGGGAGGCGGGAGCGACCCCUUGGUGGCGGUGGCGGUGGCGGUGGCGGAGACGAGUGAGGAGCCCAACGCGGCGGCGCGGCCGUUGGACCCCAACCUGGUUGGGCAGCGGUUGGAGUUGGACCUCAACCUGGUUGGGCAGCGGUUGAUCGAGCGGCUAGCGAAAGAGCAGGCGGCCGUCAACAGGCGAUGGGAACAGCAGUACAACUCGCUGCGCGCGGAAGAGGCGAUGUACAGGACGGAACAGGUAUGUCAUGAAUCUGGUCUUCUUUGCUUGCUCGGAAUUGCUUGCUCGGAACAGGUAUGUCAUGAGUCUGUUAAAAUGUUGGGGUUGGGGAUGAUUUACAGUGGAAACGAAAUCUCGGGCAAAUGUUGGGGACAGUUUGGCGAUUAGGCAUUUCCUGAUUAUUACUCGAGUUCUUCUUGCGGUGCGUUAUCAAAUUUAGAGGUAGGCAAGGAUCUUGUUGAGAUUAUUCGCUACUGUUCAAGAUUUAGGUGUCCAGGCUUGUGCUAAUUGAUUCUUCUAUUUGGUUUGGUAUGAUAGCAUGUUUUGCAAUUUUGCUGCAAGUGAAAAAUGUGGGGAGAUACGAGGAUCAUGUAUUGGCAGUGGUUGCUGACAUAUUUUGGCAAGAAAUCUUGAUGCCAAAAUGUAUCAAUUUCCAGUGUAGAUCAAUGGUGUUAUAGGGGAAGUUAAUCUGAAUGUUUGCUCGGGAUUACUUGGCCAGACAUGCAUCAUCUGUUGCCUGAAAGCCUGAAAGUGGCUCUGAAGCCUCAAAACUCAAUUCAUAUGAAUAAUUGGCAAGAGUAGAAAGGAUUUGGAUGACUCAACAUUUCAAUCUUGUUAGCCUUUUCACCUUUGCUAAUCCGAAAUGUGUGAUCUUGACGCUAAUUCUGUGGAGCAGGAGAAACUAUCGCAAGUAAAGGUUGUAGUAAAGGUGAAACCCAAGCAGGACGAACUAGGUAUAAACUGGAGUCAGAUCAAGAACAAGAUUUUUCGUAGAGAAGGAAGGGAAAUAUGUUCGGAACAUGUGAACCACCAGACGCAUCCCAUCACUGAAGUCAGAAGACAUCAUAGGCUUGAUUCUGACGAGGCGAACCAUCUUGAUGCAUAUUCGGAAUCUAGAUCGGUGAUUGGAGAUGGGGAGUGUUUCUACAGGAGCUUCAUAUUUUCGUACCUUGAGCAAGUUAUUGAUAGGCAGGACACAAAUGAGGAAAACCGUCUCCUUCAUGUUGUUGAAAGAAUGUCUAUGCGACAUGGAAAUCUUCAAUGGAACUCUGAGUUUUGCAGGAGCAGCAAAGCAUUUAGGAAUCUGAUCAAGAAAAUAAUGAGAUGGAAGAGACAUGGCAGAGAAUCAACUAGCAGCCGCUGUAAAGAGAAACUUCUCGAGUUCUUCAGCGAGUAUGAUACGACACUAGACAUUUUCAUUUUCCUCAGAUUAGUAGUAGCUAUCCAGAUGUGCUCGCACAGGGAGGUGUAUGAACCGCUUAUACCAGGGCUCAGAGGAAAUUACAAUCUGGAAGAUUGGUGCUUUUGGCGCGUCGCUCCAGCUCGUCGGUCUACGGAUCAUGUUAUGAUGGUGGCCUUGGCCAGAGCGCUUGAGGUCCCCCUCAGAGUGGAGCGAGUCCGAGGAGGAUAUGAUCCAGAUAUCUACACUGGUCCUGGAGUUCCCCGUCCGAGAGUGACCCUGCUGUACUCGGCAAAUCACUACGAAAUCAUCUACUCGCGUGCUCCUUCUGCUGAGAGUUCAAGUCAUCAGGCUUCCCAGAGAGAACAUGCUGCUGAUCAGGGUUCAAGUCAACAGACUACCCAGAGAAAACAUCCUGCUGAUCAGAGUUCAAGUCACCAGGCUUCCCAGAGAGGAGAUCAUGCUGAUCAGAGUUGAAGUGAAUAGAUUCCGCUUGAUUAAAGUUGAGUUGGGCUGCUGCCUAUGAAUGAGAGUGUUUCCGAGAUUAGUGGUAGGCAUAUUAUCCUCCAGAUAUCUACAUGGAGUGAUGAAGUUGGGGUAGGCAUAGCAUAUACACUUGUGCGUUCUUCUUUGAUAGGAAGAAAAACUUGUGUUGUUGUUUGAAUUGUUGGCUGGUAUACAGUGAAUCUUGUGUGAUCAGACUGAACUUCUUGUUAUAUUGCCAGCUGGUGUAUAAUAGAUCUCCCAUGCAGAAAUCCUACAUAUGAAUGAAUACAGUAAUGAAGCAGAGAUACUUGUGCA